CUAACCUGCCGUUGGUAUUACUAGCCCUUCAACUUAUGGUCAUACUAAUUGCAGCAAAAAAACAAAAAACAAUGCAGACGCACACGCGAGAGUAAAAUGGAGUGUCCACAAAUUGAUUUAUACGAAUUCCUCACUGAGUCCGAGCUGCAGCAGUACUACAAUGCCGUCAAAAAUGAAUUGAAAAUAACGAACGCGGCCCAGUUCAAAUAUGCGGCGGAUGAGGAUUUGCGUUUUAUUGGGCUCUCGCGACCGGAAAUCCGGAGGCUGCGCAAGUUCUACGAGAAGCACUUCCCCCACAGCUACCUCAGCAAGAUCAAGCGUCUGCUGCAGGCGCCCGCCACGAUAGUGAAGCGCGAGGAGACCCCAGGCGCUGCCCAAGUGUCCCAAGAUGGUAGUACCGUCGCCAGCUCCUCGAUGGCAGCCAAAAACGGAGCCAGUUCUCCGGGCAAGGUGCCCAACAACAAGCACAUCAUCCCGGCGGACUCGAUAAGCGUCAACAAGCAGCUGGGCACCGGGGAGUUCGGUAUUGUGCAGCAGGGCGUCUGGACCAAUGGCAGCGAAAGGAUCCAAGUGGCCAUUAAAUGCCUGUGCCGAGAGCGGAUGCAAUCGAAUCCGAUGGAGUUCCUCAAGGAGGCGGCCAUUAUGCAUUCCAUCGAGCACGAGAACAUCGUCAGACUUUACGGCGUUGUCCUGGCCACGGACUCCCUGAUGCUGGUCACCGAACUGGCCCAUCUCCGGUCGCUGCUCGAGUGCCUCAAGGACUCCGGUCUGCGGGUCAGUUUUCUCACCAUACCCACGCUCUGCGAGUUUGCUCUGCAGAUAUGCAAUGGCAUGCGCUAUCUGGAGCAGAAGCGCCUGAUCCAUCGGGAUCUGGCUGCCAGGAAUAUUCUCGUAUUCAGCAAGGACAAGGUCAAGAUAUCGGACUUUGGACUGUCGCGCGCCCUGGGCGUGGGCAAGGACUACUACAAGACUAAUUUCAAUGUGAACCUAAAGCUGCCGAUCGCCUGGUGUGCCCCCGAGUGCAUCAACUACCUGCGCUUCACCAACGCCUCGGAUGUGUGGGCCUACGGUGUCUGCCUGUGGGAGAUGUUCUCGUACGGCUUCCAGCCGUGGGCCGCGCUCACUGGUCUGCAGAUUCUGGAAGCCAUUGACUCGCCCAACUAUCAGCGACUAGAGCAGCCCGACUGCUGUCCGAGUGAGUACUAUACGCUGAUGAUGAAGUGCUGGCAGGACGAUGCCGCCAAGCGUCCGCGGUUCGGUGAGAUUUACGAACAGCUGCCAGACAUGAAGCCGGAGCAGCUGAAGGCGGUGGUCAACUGUGCGGAGCCGAAGAAGGACCAUCUGUUGUAUCGCCAGGGUGACAUCAUCACCGUUCUGGACAGGAAUACAGGAACGCCCUUCUGGAAGGGAGUGCUGAGCACCGGAAAAACGGGAUACUUCAACCCCUCGAACACUGUGGCCUUCCUGGAGGGCCUACCGAGCUCUAGCCGGGACUCCUUUAGCCGCGCAAGCGAUCACCGGAUCAGCAAGCGCAAACUGCGUACGGAGAUGAUUUCCAAGCCGCAGAACGACUUCAAGCAUACCGGCCAUGUGGGCAUCGACGGAGCCACUUUCGGUGACAUCGCUUUCCUGGGCAGUUCGCAAAAUUACAAUCACGUUCCCAAGCAAAUCGUAACGCCCUACAAGCCUUCGGAGGAUAUUGAACAGACACCUCUUCUGCUGCCCCCGACGCCAACCAGCCCGGAUUCAUUGCAGACGGCCAGCGGAUACUUCCCGGAGGGUGCCAGCAGCACCACCUCCAUGAACCCCACAUUCAUUCCAUCCGCUGAGCACACGCCCAAGCUGAUAGCCACCAAUGGACAGAGCUCCUUUGAUUUCGCCACCGGAACUGGAUCUACCAAUCCGUUUUUCCUCAACCGCAGCGACGACGAGCAGUUGGAGUUUGCUCUGCAGAACAACAACUAUGGUGGGGACGGCAAGAGCCUUAAUUCUGGCGAAGCGGGCUGGCGUCCCAACUCUCGGACUGUGGGCGAUGACCUGCACGAGUACCACGAGAUUUCGGACGACGAGAUGGCGGCCGAUAAGCUGGACUUUGGACCAUCUCUUCUGGACGAGAUCAACUCAAUGUUUGGAUCGAUUAGCGGAGCGUCGGGCAGCCAGCCCAAAUCACCAGGUUUCGACCAUGUCAACAGCAAAAACGAGUUUGCGGAGAUGUCCGCCAAACUGGGCCAGAAGAGCGGGGACACGAAUGGAAACAAGCAUGGGCACGGGUUGCUGCCAACCUUGUCGAAGAAAAAGACAUCAGGAACGGUGAAACCCAUUUCCGUUAAGGACGAGAAGAUUCUCAACCAUGCCAUCGAAAUUGCCAACGAGAUAAGCUCCAGAUCUAUGAUCGACCUGGUUUCUGAUCAAACGCCUGCUACCCACAGUCCCAAGCGCAAAUUCAGCUUUCGAUUUCCGCAUUUAAGCAAUAGUGCUGACAAGUCUGGAUCCCUUGGAGGUGGAGGAGCCUCCGGAUCUGCCCUGACACCCACCCACGGCAAUGCCUCGCCCUUUUCCAAAAAGAAGAACUUCACCGAGGAGCUGCAGAGCAUUCCGGAUAUACAGCGUUUCCGCUCCCUGAGCGAGAUCAAGAACAGCACGGAUCUGCGAGUGCCCAUCUUCGACAAGGAGAGCUCCGACUUUCUGUUCGAGAAGUCGCGCGAAAUCCUAAGCAGGCCUCUGAACCUGGAACGGGAGGAGAGUCAGAAAACCAAAAGCAUCGACGACAACAUCAUGGACAUUGAGAACACUCUGAAGGCGCUCAACCUGGACUUUAUGCACACCUACACGGAGCUGGACAAGAGCGACUCCAACGACACCAUCCUCAACGAUCAGCUGCCGCAGCUGAUGAGUCUGGACGAUGGGAUCAGCAGUGCCACGGGCAGUUUGAAGUCCGCGGUCUACAGUUACAGCAACGGAGUGCAGACCAUGUUCGAUUUCAAUGCGGCCACCAGUCAUUUGGACAAACACCUCCAGUAUAUGCACAACCAGGCCCAGCUGACAGCUGCAGCCUCGGCAUCGGCGGAUCCCAAGCCGCUGGAGGACAAGCGUUCUAGUACGCCGGACACGGGCUUCGCCUCGCGGGACACCAAUAUCUCACUGUCGCGCCGGAGCAGCCAGAAGUCCAGCUACAGUCCACAAGAGAGCUUCCAUUUCCCGCUGAAGGGCGAGGCUCUGUUCAGCGCUCCACCCGUGGUUAUGUCCGGUGGAUACACCAGUCUCAAGGAUGAGCUCGGCUACGAGAGAUUCGGCAACGGGGCCACCAAGCAGAUGCUGGCCAGUGCCUCGCCGAUCAAGUCGGGCACUUCCGGCUCCAUGUACUUGGGCUCCAAGGGAUAUCGCCAGCGAUCGACCUCCUUCAACGAGACCUUCCACCCGAUUUCGCCCGUGCUGUCGGAGCCGCCACAGCGGGAGCGGGGAGUUAUCCAGCGACAGGUGCGACUGGAGCAUCAGCCACCACUGCCACGUCGCUCUGCGUCCUACAAGCCCCGCUCGAUCAGGGCCCGCACCCUCAGGCGGCUAAGUUAUAAUCCCAUGACCCUGGACUCCAGCUCCUCCAGCGGCGAGGAGCCGGUGAAACCAAGUCUUGCCCGCUCCGAGUGUGACAUCCGGACUAGGGUGACGAACAGCUCGAAUACUUCUCUGGGCAGACGGCGCAGGGCGGGACUGAAUCGUCAGGUUCAGUCGGCCUGUCACGACGAACGCGAGGCCAUCAUCUCCCCUCGCCAGAUUUACGGCUCCAACUCGAGCAUCAAGUCCGCACCACACUACAAUCUUGGCCAGCGACGCAGCUUCCAUCGGGGCGGCGCUGGGAUGGGAGUCGGUGGCUACGAGCACUUCCAGUACGAGGAUCGCAUCUACGACUUUGGAGGCCGUGGUCCGGGCAAUAACUACAAUGUAGGACAUGCCAGCUAUCUGAGCUCCGGGCAGAAAACGAAUUACAUUCUCAAUGGCUCGGAGUUGCCAGGAUCAGGGUCGGGAUCCUCCUCGGCUGCCUCUUCGGCCGUGCAGGCCACCUACAGGCCCGGAGCAGGAGCCGGCCUGCAACGACCAAUGAGCGGAGGUGCUGCUCUGCACGAGUUCGACAUCAGUCGGCUGACCGGAAAGAGUCCCACAUCCAGUCACUUUGUGGGCAGUUCGCCGGAGGAACUGAAGCAGCGCCAGCUCUCGGCAGGAUCGCUGCUGACCAAGCCGCAGCGACCCACGGAGUUCCAUUGGCCGGAGAAGAUCCACGCCUCGGCGGUGAAGCAGCACGAGAUGCACUGGCGACAGAUGCAACAUCAACAUCAGCAGCACUCCGCCACCACGAUCAUAGGCAUCACGGGAGCGGGUAGUGUUGCAGCAGUGGCGGGGGUGAGGAGGUCCAGCGACAGCUCCUCCUCGUCGAGCACGGAGAGCGGCGAUGAGUUCCAGUUCCGACGCGAGUUUGUGGCCCCGCGGAUCCCGCCCAGCCCGGCUCCAUAACUAAGGAAAAUGCUGAAAUACGUUCUCAAUUUACUGUUCGGCAAUGUGUUGUCGGAUUAAGCGGCGGCCAUGGAGGAGUGACUAGGAAUUGGAUGCGGAACGACUUGGAGGCUCCUCGCGGAGCUGGGCGGUGCUGUGUUUGUGCCAGUGUCUGUGUUUGUGUGUGCGAGUGUGUGUUAGGAAGGGUUGAGGGAGAUGGAUGGCGAGGAUGGCGGGUCGAAGAGUAAAUUGUAGAAGUAUUUACAGCGAAUAGGAUAUAUAUUUUUUGUAUUUGCAUUUUUUGGUAACGAGAUGAGAGUGUGCCUUAUAGGAAAACACCGAAGACCUCUCAGAACAGAUAAUAAUGAUGUGCCUGCUCCGGCAGCACAGCUUCCAACCCAUUGAAUCAUCUCCAGCCCCACAGCUCCAUCGCAUCAUCAAUCAUCAGCUCAAAGUCCCUCUGAAUAGCUCUCUAGAAUCUGCAUAGAUCUCUUUUUCAAAAACGAUCUCUAAAAAUACUCAACUCCGUAGACUAAUAACCAGCAAUAGAAUCUUCAAAUUUUCACCACAAAAUCUAAUAUAAUCUUUAGAGAUAUAGAACAAAAUAAUGAAUGGCUUCCAAAUGGAAUAGAAAAAGUUCAACAAAUUUUUUUUGUAUUAAAAACAAGAUCCCAACAAGAGCAAGAGCACACAGUUAAUUAUUGGGGGGAUCCAACUAGACAGGGUAGCGUAUUACCUAUUGCCGGAGAGAGUGCUCCAACUUUUAGGCUCCACGGCGGUAGUUUUAAGUCACACACAGACACGGUGAAACAACAUCAACCAGACAGACAUACACACACCCAAUAUAAACUACACACACACACAACUGUUGACAAUCCUCAGAACUUGUCCACACAUCAGAUCGGAAGACAUCCGUCGGAUCAGGAAUCCCGAACAUAUGCAAACGGAUUAUGUGCCAUAUCCUGACGCGUGCAUUUUUUAAGAAACCAAAAAAGUUAAAGUGAAACUAGGAAUUAAAAGUAAAAACUCACAAAGGAGAUAAACCCGAUAACCGAUUUAAACGAUAACAAAACCAAAAGAAGCAUUUAAGCUAUCGAACCCUAGAAGUAUCUAUAAGAUUGGAGGCGAUCGAGUCGAGUACUGGCCUAAACUAACCAAAAAAACGAGUAAAAAUUACUUCAAUUGAACAUUUUUGAUAACCUCACUAAGAAUAUAUAUUAUAUGGAAUACUUACUAAAAGAUUUUCACAUUCUAUGCAUUUAUGAAUAAACUCGAAUUGAAAAUAUGAUAUACAGAUUAUAUAUACACCUACUUAAACCUAAUUCUAAAUCGAAAUCGAAAUCAACCUAAAUAUAUUUAUACAAACUAUGGAGUAAUGUAAGCAUUACGAUGAUAUUCUAAACUAUGCGUUCGAAGCGUUUCAACCCAGAGAACAUAAAACUAAACGAAAACCAAAAUUUACUCGAGAUUAUACACAAAAAGAAGCCCCUAUAUUAAUGAACAAAAAACGAACCUAAACCUAAACUUAAUACCUAAAAAUUAAUUCUUAACUAAAGUAAUUAAAAACCAGAGAAGAGUUUGCAUUCCAAGAACCAAACAUGUUAAUUGGUAAUCAAAAAAAAACAAAGAAAAUGUUGUGCAUAUUUAAAGGGAUUUAAUAAAGGAAAACUAAUUCUGAAUUUCAA
This is a messenger RNA of Drosophila ananassae, 6170 nucleotides long. RefSeq names its product activated Cdc42 kinase-like (gene Ack-like). Gene Ontology annotation, biological process: protein phosphorylation. Gene Ontology annotation, molecular function: protein binding; ATP binding; protein tyrosine kinase activity. The record is from RefSeq and is a predicted model, not a curated record. The coding region runs from base 97 to 4506 and encodes 1469 amino acids. The transcript has 7 exons. NCBI's taxonomy places the organism in Eukaryota, Metazoa, Arthropoda, Insecta, Diptera, Drosophilidae.